UAACAAUGAAGAAAACCAAGGAAAAGGGAACGCAGGUUUAUAGGAGGAGGAAGCCCGUGACAUCAACGCCAGUGAAGAGGCAUUGCAAUGCUCGAAGAGCUGAAGGAACGAAGCGACGGCGACAAGAAUGUAGAAAGGAGGCCAGCUUUCUCGUCUCGCCUGAUGCAUCGCCAGUAGCUUGCAAGGCUGACAGGCAGGACACGACAUAUGAGCCAGAUAACUCAACUUGUACUUUGGAAGCAACAUUUGCUGAUGAAGGUGACGAAGAUGAGAUGCAUGCUAAUCAGAAGGACUACUUCCUUGUCCACCGCACCUGCCUGGUCACGCUUCUGAAUCAGUGCCGCACUUGUUCGUCACCUUCAUGCACAGUGAACCUGUUUACACUGGUACACGCAUCACAGCAAGAACUGAAUGUCCACACGCACAUGUGCACACGUGGUCAAGCCAGCCACUUGUUGGAAACAAGCCGAGAGGCAACAUUGACCUGACAACCGCAGUGCUUUUUUCUGGCUCAAGUCCUACAAGUGCUCUCAGGAUGAUGCAGCUGAUGGAUGUACAAGUCAUGAGCGA
This is a messenger RNA of Dermacentor silvarum, 570 nucleotides long. RefSeq lists its product as uncharacterized. The transcript has 2 exons. Bases 6 to 488 code for a protein of 160 amino acids. The record is from RefSeq and is a predicted model, not a curated record. NCBI's taxonomy places the organism in Eukaryota, Metazoa, Arthropoda, Arachnida, Ixodida, Ixodidae.